This is a messenger RNA of Dermacentor silvarum, 982 nucleotides long. RefSeq lists its product as uncharacterized. Gene Ontology annotation, biological process: positive regulation of DNA-templated transcription. Lineage: Eukaryota; Metazoa; Arthropoda; Arachnida; Ixodida; Ixodidae. Gene Ontology annotation, molecular function: DNA-binding transcription factor activity. The transcript is spliced from 5 exons. Bases 272 to 865 code for a protein of 197 amino acids. The record is from RefSeq and is a predicted model, not a curated record.
GUCACAGAUCCACUACAGCCGCUCUCGCUGCUUGUGCCUCGGGGAUGGCGUCGUCGGGCCAUGCUGCUGCCGCUGGUCUCUGCAGGGAUGACGACUGCUAGGAUAGCGCUUACACCGGCUACCCAAUGCUGCUGGGGGGCGAUUGCAAGCUUUGGGCGAGCAGCAGCAGCGACGUCGCUCAGGCCGCAGCGUCCCAGUCGGAGUAUAUCGACAUCGAAUACGUGCCUACCGCCCCCAGCGCAAAGCUCCUGGAUUCCAUCAGGCGCAUCAGAUGGGCCUGUGGAUCCAGCCCAACGUCGAGCGCCCGGUGGACCUUCCCAGUCACCACCCGGACGAAGUUCACGACUGGAGCGGUUGGCCGAAGUUCCCAGCCAAGGACAACGCGGAUCAGAAGCGUGCAAUCGUGCCGAGUCUGCUGGCCAUGGUUCCCCACGUCGCGCUCGUCAACAAGCACGAGUUCCUGCUGCCUAAGAUGGAACUGCUGAUCGACACACAGGGCAGAUUCAUGCAUCCAGCACCUUCGUUUCGCUGUACAAACUUGGUGGACGCCUUGCAGUACACGGCCUGGCUCAGCUUUAUGGAUGCCACUGGGGGCGAAUGCGUUGGUCAGUACUUCCACCCGGAUUCAUCGCAUCCCGGGUCGUCGUGGAACGGCUGGGUGCUGUCGUUUACUCGGCUGAAGCUCUUCUCCAACGACUGCUUCACCACAGAACCACCUCUGAUCGCUCUGAAGUGUAACAACAGUUACCGUGUCCAAGUGAACGUUCGAAUUGUGGACAACAGCAGACACAUCCUCAGCACGUUGGUCGUCCGCCAAUUUGUCAGAUCACUUUGUUGCUGUCACCCAUUUUCACAAGAAAUCUAGUCUCUCGCGUCCACGCAACAAGUGGUUCAAGACCAAAGCGUGCUAAUUUAAUGAGGUAUAUAUUUUGCACUGUUUUCACAACAUUGUGGCUUUCAUUGCUUGUGUAAUAACACUAAU